GGCCGGGGCCCUGCUGGCGCCCCGCGCCGCCCGAGGGGCGAACCUGGCAAGUAGAUUGGCACCUUCCACGCAAGAGGCCGCAGCGAGGGACAGGGGAAGAGCUGAGGAAGCUGUCCGCAUCUGGCCUGUGAAUGGCGACCUUUGGGACCCGAUGAGGAGUGGCCACUCAAAGAAUCACCCAGAAGUGUUGAAUUUUCGAAUACAACUGGAAAGCAAAGAACUGAUCAUAAACCUGGAAAGAAAUGAAGGCCUCAUUGCUGGUGGCUUCACAGAAACCCACUACCUGCAAGAUGGCACUGAUGUCACCCUCACUCGAAAUUACACGGGUCACUGUUACUACCACGGGAGUGUGCAAGGACACGUGGGUUCCAUGGUCAGCCUCAGCGCGUGUUCUGGCCUCAGGGGACUUAUUAUGUUUGAAAAUAAAACCUACGUCUUAGAACCCACGGAGGAGUCAGCCGGCGCCUACAAGCUCUCCCCGGCGGAGAGCCUGGCGGGCCUCUGGGGGUCCUGUGGUGCCCACCCCGGGCCCUGGGGCGCAGCUGCGGACCGGCUUCCACCACCCUCCCAGACGCGGGCAAGAAGGCAAAAAAGAGAAACCCUCAAGAUGACCAAGUACGUGGAGCUGGUUAUUGUUGCAGAUAACCGAGAGUUUCAGAGGCAAGGAAAGGAUCUGGAGAAAGUUAAGCAGCGAUUAAUAGAGAUUGCUAAUCACGUUGAUAAGUUUUACAGACCGCUGAACAUUCGAGUUGUGUUGGUUGGCGUGGAGGUGUGGAAUGACAUCGACAAGUGCUCUAUAAGCCAGGACCCAUUCACCAGCCUCCACGAAUUUCUGGACUGGAGGAAGAUGAAGCUUCUACCUCGAAAAUCGCACGACAAUGCCCAACUUAUCAGCGGCGUGUAUUUCCAGGGGACCACCAUCGGCAUGGCGCCCAUCAUGAGCAUGUGCACCGCGGAGCAGUCGGGGGGCAUUGUCAUGGACCACUCAGACAGCCCCCUGGGCGCGGCAGUGACGCUGGCGCAUGAGCUGGGCCACAACUUUGGGAUGAACCACGACACACUGGAGCGGGGCUGCACCUGCAAGAUGGCGGCUGACAAAGGGGGAUGCAUCAUGAACCCCUCCACAGGGUUCCCGUUCCCCAUGGUGUUCAGCAGCUGCAGCCGGGAGGACCUGGAGGCCAGCCUGGAGAAGGGCGUGGGCAUGUGCCUGUUCAACCUGCCCGAGGUGAAGCAGCCGUUCGGGGGCCAGCAGUGUGGGAACGGGUACGUGGAGGAAGGAGAGCAGUGUGACUGCGGCGAGCCGGAGGAAUGCACCAACCGCUGCUGCAACGCCACCACCUGCACCCUGAAGCCGGACGCCGUGUGCGCGCACGGGCUGUGCUGCGAGGACUGCCGGCUGAAGCCCGCUGGGACAGCCUGCCGGGGCGCUAGCAACUCCUGUGACCUCCCGGAGUUCUGCACGGGGGCCAGCCCCCACUGCCCGGCCAACGUGUACCUGCACGACGGCCACGCGUGCCAGGGCCUGGACGGCUACUGCUACAACGGCGUCUGCCAGACCCACGAGCAGCAGUGCGUCACGCUCUGGGGGCCAGGUGCUAAGCCGGCCCCGGGGAUCUGCUUCGAGAGAGUCAACUCUGCAGGCGACCCCUACGGCAACUGCGGGAAGGACUCGAAGAGCUCCUUUGCUAAGUGUGAGACCAGAGAUGCUCAGUGUGGAAAAAUCCAGUGUCAAGGAGGCGCCAGCCGGCCCGUCAUUGGUACCAACGCUGUUUCCAUAGAAACGAACAUCCCACUGCAGGAAGGUGGUCGCAUCCUGUGCCGGGGGACCCACGUGUACCUGGGUGAUGACCUGCCAGACCCCGGGCUGGUGCUUGCAGGCACCAAGUGUGCAGAGGGGAAGCUCUGCCUCAACCGCCGGUGUCAGAAUAUCAGCGUCUUCGGGGUUCUGGAGUGUGCCAGGCAGUGCCGCGGCAGAGGGGUCUGCAACAACAGGAAGAACUGCCACUGCGAGGCCCGCUGGGCGCCGCCCUUCUGCGACCGGGUUGGCUUUGGAGGGAGCACGGACAGCGGCCCCAGCCGGCAAGCAGAUAACCAAGGGUUAACUAUCGGGAUUCUGCUGACCAUCCUGUGUCUGCUUGCUGCCGGGCUUGUGGUUUACCUCAAGAGGAAGGCCUUGCUACAACUGCUGUUUACAAAUAAGAAGACCACCAUCGAGAAGCUAAGGUGUGUGCGGCCGCCCCAGCCACCCGGAGCCUCCCAGCCUGGUCAGGCUCACCUCGCCCCCCUUGGCCAGGGCCUGAUGCGGAAGCCACCACAUUCCAGUGCGCCGAAGGACAAUCCCAGGAGACUCCCACAGGGUCAGAACGUGGACAUCAGUGGACCCCUCACGGCCCUUGACCUCCCUCCGCCCAGUUCGCCUCAGCGAGUGCUCCUGCCCCUCCACCACGCUCCUCGGGCCCCCAGCGUUCCCGCCAGACCCCUGCCGGCCAACCCCGCACUUCGGCAAGCCCAGGGAACUCGUAAGCCAAACCCUCCUCAGAAGCCUCUGCCUGCAGACCCUUUGAGCAAGACGGCCCGGCCGGCCAGCACCGCAGCCAGGACCCUGGGCCGGCCCGAGUCCAGCCUCCGCCUGGCGCCCAGCAGGCCUGCUCCGAAACACCCGCAUCCAGUGCCCAGGUCCGCCCACGCCACCUGCGCGAAAUGAGAAGCAGCCGGCGGCUCUGCUCAGCGGUGGAGACACAAGUUUGCACUAUCUUCCAGCGCCAGUUGGAGUUACUUUUUUGUACCGACUCUUAGAAUUUUUUUAAUGUUUGAAACACCGUUACUUUGAGAACUCGGAGCUCCUGCCGCCCCCGCGGCGCUGCGCUGCGGCUCUGUCCACGUGCUCAGGUACUUGUAAAUUACUAAUUUAUGCAGGAUGCUCGCGGGGCGCGGGGCGCUGUCCUGGGCAUCUUCACCAUCACUGAGUUUUCCACGGAAGGAAGGCUUAUUUAGUGAACUUGUUUAAUGAACUUGAAAUGUGCUUUAUGGGAUUCUGGACGGGAUGUUUACGUUCUGAUCGAGGCUUUAUUUAACCCACGGCUGUGGUUCUGGUGUCAGACACAGCUCAAGACACCCCAGGUAGAGCCUUAAGUGAUGGUCUGGAACCCCUCACCUCAUACCAGAGCCAGGGGCUUCAGGGUCAGGCUGUGCUUGGCUUUCAGGGAGACCCACGGCCGACAGGCAAGCCCACCUGCUAUGCCUUGAAGCUCCAAGGUCACAGGGAAGGUCUGGUUUCCAGCCAGGAAGUCCCGGAGAGGACCUGGGUUGUAUCAAGGAAUUUCCAGGCAGAAACUUGACCUUGAGCUCACUGACCCUGAGCACAUUUGGGGAGCAGGCAAAAAGGGGCUUUACAGAAACACCCAGAACUUCUUUUCCCGGCUGCCCUUUAUGGAGGGGCACGCUGGUGCGGGCACACCACUUAGAAUGGGCAAGGCGGGGUCUCUCCAGGAAGGCCAUUGCCCCGAGCUGUUCAGAGCCAAGGAAAUCACCCCUCAUCUCCACAGCUUAAUCCGAUGAUUGUGUAUUAGGUUGCCCAUGGGAUGUGACCAAGUCGCCAGAUGCAGAGAAUUGGCUCCAUAGAUAAACCCCUCUCACUGCAAGGGCAGCUCAGGAAACAUCAAGCCGUCCCCUUGCUCGCCGGCCCUGGCUCGGCCUGCAGUGCUUGUGAGUGCAGGCUGGACAAGGAGCAGAAGGUGCUAGUAAGUUCUCUUCCCAGCUUCGCCGCAAGAAGCUUUAAAAGGUGUUUUAGCAUCAAGUCCCUCACCAUCUAGUCCUUAAACUUGUGUGGCCUGCCUGUUGGGCCCCUGCCGGAAUGUGAUAAGGAAGUCAGUUUCCUGAUCCUCGAGCUGCAGGCUCGGCAGUGCCUUCAACCUCUUUCUCUUCCACUGUCUGGCUGGGGAGCUGUUUUCACAAGAUCUCGAAGAUGCCCGCAUUUAAUGGCAAGAAUAUUCUAAAAAAUAGACAAGGUAAAAUGCCACAGUGCAUUGCUUCUAGUGGGGUCAUCCAUGACUAGUUUUCACCUCAAAAGGUAACUCCAUAAUUCAGCCAGGGUGUUUCAGGGCAAAGAUUUCAUUGGGGUUUAUUUCAGUGGUUUGCCUAUGCCUUGGAGCAGAGCGAAAACAUACCAGGAAUCUCAGCUUGCCUUCCAGAAAAUAAGACUGCAGUUGACUCCCCACCGUAUCUAGGCAACAGAGGACUCCCGGUUGUGGCCCAUCCACAUCACACACACAGACAGAGGGGAACCCGCGUAAACACGUUCCAUGUCUCAGAGCCCGCAUCGGCUUGUUAGGCAGCUAGUCACGUCUCAAAGAUGUAAGCCAGGCUGGAAAGCAUUACCGCUGCCGAGUGCAUGCAGAAAGACCGUCACGGAGAUCAUGUGGGAUCAUCGUAUUGGGGCCAAAACACAUGCUAUUGAAAAAAGUUUACAGAAUUUUUUUAUGGUGCAUUAAGUGGGUAUUGUCUUGCUAGAUGCCAAAUGCUCAGAUCUGGCAUUUUAGCCCUCCCCCUACGGUAAGAAGAUGUGAACAGAGUUCUUUGGGGUCUGUCUGUAGAAUGGGAACACUAGCUCUCUCAGAGGCCCGGGAAGAGUACGGUGUUAUGGAGGUUAACACUGGGAUCGCAUGUCACCAGUGGCCACUGAGGGUUUGCGGCUGAUGACACCUUCUUAUCCCUGCAGGACUCACUGCUUUUAUAGAGCCAGGCAAUUUCUUUCUAGAUAAGAGCAUAUUUAAAGCUAAUAUUCCCUCAUGCUACACGGAGAGUAUUAUCAAAGGAGCAAUACUUCCAAGAUGUAAUAUUUACGAAAUGAAGCAUAUUCUGCAAUAACUUCCAUUUUAACAUAACUUAGGAAAGGAAUCAGUAGCCAGAUUUUUCUGUGGGGAGGUGUUACCCCAUUUUUAUAGCUUCAUAGAUGAUGGAAACAAAGGUCAAUACUUAUAUUUCAAAGACGGUCUAUUUUUAAUACUUUUUUAAAACUGUAGAGACAUGAAAACACGAGGAGCUGACCUGAGCUCCUCAGGCCUCACUCACCGGGAAAGCCACAGGCCGGCCCGGGGCCUCUUCUUUCUUGGUCUCAUUGUAGCUUGCAGGUGUUGAGCUCACUUUCCUGGGAAGUAAGACGCCUCAUCCUCCAGGCAUUCUAUUUACAAGUUUAUCUCCUGAAAUGUUUGAUAAUAGCUUGUUUCUCUAACACGUGGGAUCAGACGUGUAGCAGCGAGAGAAACAGGCUAACAUUGUCCAUCUCUCAACGUGCUCGCGGACCGCCUAUCCCAGCCAGCUGCCCCGGCUAGCCGUGUGGGGGGGACAACACAAAAACCACAAAAGCAACAAAUUCGCUGGCAUGAGAGUAAAUGCUGCUGACGAGCCUCAGAAGCGACGUUUUACGCCUCCCGGACUUUAUCAGGAAUUCUCAGGCCCACGGAACCACAGGCCACGGUUGUCUGGCAAAUUGAUACAGAUCAUGGAUGUGGCCCUCUAAGGAAAACUGCUAGAACUCUGAUCUGUUCUUAGGAGCCUGUGACCUUCCCAUGGUGCUAAAAAGAGCCUGGUGCGGGCAGCCAGCAGGCCCAGCACCCUCCCAUGUUUACUACGCACGCUGAGCCAACAAGACCCACACCACACGGCCGCCGUGGACCGGGCUGCACGGUCCGUGGGCCGACCCUCUGCGGGCCUUCCUCCUGGGGUUACGUCCUCGAGGACUCAGCCUGGGGAGGGCAUACACUGUGAGUGCUGGAAGGCCCCUUCUUUUUCUCCUGCCACCACAGAGGCCAUGCUGGAAGCCUGCUCCCUGGAGGAGCCAGUUACUCCCCAGAACUGAGCAGGCCCAGGUUCAUCGGGACACAGGGAGACCUGGCUAAGUAGAUCCGUCUGCUUCCCUGUGUCACUCAUGCAUGCCCUAGCCCCAGGCCGAACCCACACCGAUCUCAGAUCUCUGCCUUCCCAGCCAAAGCCGGCAUUGCUGCAGCUGCUCCACCCACAGGCAGACGCCCAGCCUUCCCAGGGCUGCAGGGUAGAGCAGCCCAGCAGUCGCAAACCCCUGCAGAGUCACCCACCCACAGGGACCUCCCAUCUCAGGAAGGGAAGUUGCCUUAGGACAUCAGUUCAUUUUGCAUCUAUAAUCAUGAUUCCCUCCAAAGCUCCUAGUGACAGCUAUCUCUUAAACCUUUUUGAAAACUCAUCCUGCUUAAAAAACAUACUAAGAGAUUCACGAGCCCCAGGCUGAGAACCACUUCUGUGCAGUAAGGAAUCUCCCAGAAGCCACCCCCCUCCCUGUAGGUGGGGUGUGCAGUGUCCCUACCUUUCAUGAAGGAAAUCCCCUCUUCACCUUCAGGACAAGGACAGCUCAGAGUCCAGCCACUUAGAGCUUGUUCCUUAUGGGAAAGAUGAGAAGAAACGCUGCGUGUGAGGUUGUUGUGAGAGCCUGGGAUGACUGUUGAGCCAGAAAAUUUAACACAAAGUGGUUCUCAAUGCGAUUAGGACCUUUCAGAUUGAAUUCUCUGUAACCUACCCUGGUUUUCCCCAUCAUCUUCCAGAAACAUCUUGCACGUUCCCUGUGCAUCUCCCAUAAUUGUUUAGUUCUUAAUUGUGCACAUUUUAAUCCAAACAAGAUACUAGAUAUCAGGUGAUCAUUUUAGUUUUAUAAAGAAGUGCCAUGACGUUUAUGUUCACGGCCUGCGAGCAGGUACUUAGGUAGGGAGAGUAAAGGAAACCAGAAAGACAAAAGCCCUCACGAGCGCGAGGCCGGGCCAGGUGCUGAGUUCUCCUUACCUCCCAUCAGGUCCGUUGUUGGGAUGUGUGCGUGUGACUCUAAAACCUGGCUACGGGCGAUUUAGCACAGUACAGUUGUAGCUACUACACCAGUACAUUAAUUUUAUAGUGCUUCAUUCAUUUAUAAUGCUUUGGUUUGCUCAUUUUUUCCACGUACCUUGUUAUGUUACAGUCUGUCACUUUUGUACACGCAUUGGGGUUCUUCAGGUAAAUGCAACCUGCUAUUUCCAUGGAAAAAUUCAUUAAGCAUAUUAUAGCCAAUAAAUGGUAUACAGGUAAAGAUGUGUCUCGUUCAUUGCUAGGGAUGUUACCAAUUAAGGGGGAGGACUCCUGCUAUAGAAAAAUGUAUCCUGGGCCUCAUGUAGAUGCACAUGGAAAGUCUGGAAUAACAGAAGAGCUAAGAAGA
Molecule: messenger RNA, 7213 nt
Organism: Talpa occidentalis (Iberian mole)
Lineage: Eukaryota; Metazoa; Chordata; Mammalia; Eulipotyphla; Talpidae
Gene: ADAM12
Product: ADAM metallopeptidase domain 12
Exons: 23
Coding region: 152-2704 (850 amino acids)
Biological process (GO): proteolysis
Molecular function (GO): metalloendopeptidase activity
Source: RefSeq, a predicted model, not a curated record